GUCACUAUUCUAUUUGUCAAAAAGUUGGCUCCACUAAUGAAUGAAUACACACGUGUAUUUUUUCCGCUUGUAAUAAAGUAACUUUAUUGUGAAAUUAUUGUCCUUAAUUUUUCAUUAAAAGUUUAAGUACAUAUAUGAAGUUAGCCUAAAAUGUCUUCGUGGAAGAAAGCCGCGAAGGCUAAUCAAAAAACGCAUAAAGAGCGUCAUCAACCAGAGGCCCGAAAACAUUUGGGUUUAUUGGAAAAGAAGAAGGACUAUAAGAAGCGGGCGGACGACUACCAUGAAAAGGGAGAGACCCUCAAGAUAUUACGCAAACGUACACUCGACAAAAAUCGUGAUGAGUUCUACUUUCAUAUGGUCAACUCCAGGGUGAAAGAUGGUGUGCACCACGAGAUCACAAAAGAAGUAGAAGACACCCCGGAGCAACUGAAGCUGAUGCAUUCGCAAGACAUCAAGUAUGUCAACAUGAAGCGCAUUAUAGAGAGCAGGCGCAUCAACAGGUUGCAGUCCGAACUCCACAUGACAGAUGUAGCAGACUCAACACCAAAUACACAUAUUUUCUUUGUUGAUGAAGGGGAAGAAAAGGACUUUGACUUGGCCAAGAGGCUGGACACACAUCCAAAAUUGCUUGGCAGGAAGUCCAACAGACCAAGACUUUCUGAUUUAGAUAAAAUGAAGCUACCUGAUGUUGAUAAGAACACAAUAGCAGAAAUGAAGAAGAAGAAAAAAAGGAUAUACAAAGAAAUAGCAAGGAGAAUUGAGAGGGAGAAGGAGUUGACAGUCAUACAGCAGAAGUUGGAGAUGAAGCGCCAUCUACAGGAUGCUAAAGUGCUUAAACCAAAACGUAUCAAAAAAGGCUCUAAAAACUCUGCACCAGUGUAUGAAUUUCCAUAUGUGAGGAAGAAAUAAAUACUUUAAAAUUGUAA
This is a messenger RNA of Plodia interpunctella (Indianmeal moth), 926 nucleotides long. RefSeq lists its product as uncharacterized. NCBI's taxonomy places the organism in Eukaryota, Metazoa, Arthropoda, Insecta, Lepidoptera, Pyralidae. The record is from RefSeq and is a predicted model, not a curated record. The transcript is spliced from 4 exons. Gene Ontology annotation, cellular component: nucleolus; small-subunit processome. Gene Ontology annotation, biological process: rRNA processing. The coding region runs from base 151 to 909 and encodes 252 amino acids.